ACCCGAGCACGCUCUCAGUAAGUUCACUUUGGUCAGUGUCGAUGCUCAAGCAAGUCAGCAACCAUUUGAUGGAAGUAUAAGCUAGAAAUCACCUGAUUCUCUAACUUUAUGAGGAAACUCUCGUAAGUGAAUUAUGAAUUUUAUUCUUGUGUAACCUAAUCAAUUCGAUUAGGCACUCGAUCUUUGACAACAUUGAGAUCAUUGAGAAACUUAGAAGUUGUAUACAAAAUUUCCAAAAAAUAAAAUAAAUCUCAAAAUUCCAAAAUUUUAGCCAAAAGAAAAGAGGAGUUUGGUUUCCUUGGGGAGAUUGACCGUUAAUUCAGGUAAAUGGUACGCUUGGCAGUUUUUCUAUUUUUCAAACACCCUUUACCAUAUAUAGCUCAAAUCAACACCACCAUUAAGUUUUUCUGCAAUCAGACAAAUUUGUUCAUCUUCUUCCUCGUACAGACGAGCUAGAGAGAGAGAGGUCAUGAUCUGGGGAUGGUCAUGAUCUAUCUCGUUUAGUUUCACUUUUUUUGUAUCAAUCUACGAUUUGGGAUUUUCCUCGGUAACUGUGUAAAGAUGCGGGCUAAAUCGUUCAACGGCUUUAUCGAAGAGAGGUUGGGAAAAUUCCCACAUUUUGUGAUAUAUGCCAUUCUAGAAUGGGUGAUGAUCAUUUUACUCUUCAUCGAUGGGUUUCUCGCUUUCGUUUCCAAUGAAUAUGCCAAGUUUUUCGAGUUGAGAAUUCCGUGCUUGUUAUGUACGAGGAUUGAUCAUGUUCUCGUUCGUAGACAUUCAAGUUUUGACUACAACGAUUCCAUAUGCCCGGUUCACAAGAAGGACAUCUCGUCCCUCGCAUACUGCCAUGUGCACAAGAGGCUAUCUGAUAUUCGUAGUACGUGUGAAGUUUGCCUUCUUUCGUAUGCAACGGAGAAAGAUUCUGAUUGCGAACAGUACAAGUCUCUAGUCGGGAUUUUGCACAAAGAUAUUGAUUUGUUCGUGGGAGAUAAUCCGAGAACGGGAAAGAAGGAUGAAACCAAGCACUUGGACGACAAGGGUGGGAUUCGUAGAUGUUGCUGUAAUGAGCCUUUGAAAAUAAGACCCUCCUAUAAGUAUAACAGAAGUUUAUCGAUAAAUGCUCCAACUCCAUCUCCUCGAGUAUCCUUACUCAGAAACGAGGAUGGACGAAACAUAGAAUUGCCUCACGUUAGGUACUCCGAGCUUAGAUUCACAUCAGAUGCCGAAUCAGAACUUCCUGAGGAAUAUGCUCCAAAUGGAGAUGAUCAGAUAGGUAGAGAAUGUGGAAAAGCUGCUGUUGUUUCACUGCUACCAGAUUAUGAGGAUUAUGAAGAUUUUUGCAAAACCCGGAGUUUUGUUCGAGGAGGAAACAAAUUUUUCGGGAUUUCAUUGUCCGAUUCAACUCAAGCCAGUCCUAAAUGGGCUAACAAUGGAGCUCGAAAACAAUUGGUUGACAACUUUUCCGAGCUUAAUGUUGCAAAUGUUCAUAAUGAGACAGACAGAAACAUAUUGAGUUGUUUGAAGAGACAAGUUCGUUUGGAUCGCAAGUCCCUAAUAGAAUUAUACAUGGAACUGGACGAAGAACGAAGUGCAUCUGCAAUUGCAGCGAACAAUGCAAUGGCUAUGAUUACUCGACUGCAAGCAGAGAAGGCAACCGUCCAAAUGGAGGCCUUACAGUACCAGAGAGUGAUGGAAGAGGAGGCCGAAUACGAUCAGGAAGCUAUGCAAGUAAUGAAAGACUUGCUGUUAAAAAGAGAGGAAGAGAUAAAGGUUUUAGAGUCUGAACUCGAGGCGUAUAGAGAAAAAUACGGGCAUAUCAAGAAAGUAGGCCGUGGCAGUGUUGAAGCUGAUGCUGAUGAAAAUUAUCAAGAAAUAAAAUCCCAGUCCUCGUCAUCUUUCGGUGAGAAAUCAGACUGUGGUAGCUCGAGUGGAGAAAACGAACGUCCGUAUGAUAGAUCAAUGGAAUAUGGAGAAGGGAUUUCCGAUGAAUUACAGUUAGAUUUUGAGAAUGAACGGUCUUAUCUUUUAGGUCUUUUAGCUGAACUUGAGAAAAAGAUAAACGCACCUUUAGAUGAAAGAUCUGAUAUCUUAGAGGUCGAUGCACUUGAGCAUGAAGACGGGACCAAGGUCACACUUCAAAGAGAAGUGUCCACAAUUAGGGAGAGGUUGAGAGCUAUUGAAGCAGACAGUGGUUUCUUAAAGUAUACUGCAAUGACACUACAAAGAGGCGGUGAAGCAACUAAACUAUUGAUCGAGAUAGCUCAGCAUCUUAGGAAGCUUAGGCAUUCGAAUAAAACUUCCUUAGACGACAUAAAUGCAUGACAUUUUUUUUGUCCUAAAGGUGAUGUCUUAUUUUAUUUUGUCUCUUCUCCUUGUUGGUGUGACACUGUUGGCAUAUUUGGUAAGUUGUACUAGGCAGAAUUGGACAAUACAAUAAAUAAGAUUUUAGCUUCCUUUUACUGCCUGAAA
Molecule: messenger RNA, 2466 nt
Organism: Olea europaea var. sylvestris
Lineage: Eukaryota; Viridiplantae; Streptophyta; Magnoliopsida; Lamiales; Oleaceae
Product: probable myosin-binding protein 5
Exons: 2
Coding region: 562-2319 (585 amino acids)
Molecular function (GO): myosin binding
Source: RefSeq, a predicted model, not a curated record